Messenger RNA from Ceratosolen solmsi marchali, 706 nucleotides. RefSeq names its product leucine-rich repeat-containing protein 51. The transcript is spliced from 2 exons. Gene Ontology annotation, molecular function: protein binding. NCBI's taxonomy places the organism in Eukaryota, Metazoa, Arthropoda, Insecta, Hymenoptera, Agaonidae. Bases 80 to 670 code for a protein of 196 amino acids. The record is from RefSeq and is a predicted model, not a curated record.
UCAAAACAAAUAAUAUAUACAGUUAGUUGUUUGGUUCUGAUCAACGUUAAUGACUUUAUAAACGAUUAUAAUUAAAAAUAUGGCUAAUAAGUCACCGUUGAACAAUCGCUUCCAUUAUCAUCGAGAAGAGAACGAGUUGAUGCACGCUGGUCCACCGCUGGAUUUAUCAUUUAAAAAUGCUAGCACGUGUGACGAAUUGGUCAAUCGUAGCAUCCAAUCAAAUCGCAUUAGAAAAUUACCAGAGAAGACGGAGAAUAAUCGCUUCCUUACCAGCUCCAUGUGGCUGAGCAACAACAGCCUCACUACGCUCUCAAGGCUCGGCGAUCUUGCCAAUAAAUUUCUCGAGAAGCCCAGCGAUCUCCGAUGGCUGGAUCUAGCCUACAAUAAAAUAUGCGGCGUGGACGAGGACCUUUUGAAAUUUCAGAAUCUCACCAUUCUUUAUCUACACGGGAAUGAAAUAUGCGACAUCAAGUGCAUAUUAAAACUGAGAGAUUUGAGAAAUCUACGAACAUUGACUCUCCAUGGAAAUCCCAUUGAGCGAAUGCCAUCGUACCGGCGAUACGUAAUAGCCAUUUUACCUCAGAUUUCAAAUCUCGAUUUUUCAUCGGUCAUUGACACAGAAAAGAAAAGGGCUCUUCCAGCAGGAUUUUUCAAGACAAUAUCAAGCUAAUUUAUGAGUAACAGUGACAAAAAACAAAGCAAAAAC